CCAUAGUCGGCUGGGUCCUUGCGGGGAGUGACGCUGUGGUGGGUGGGAGAGACGGUUUCAGGGGCAGGACCCCCGCGCCCGAAAGGUGGAAGAAGACUGGUUCUAGGUCAGGAAGAGCCAUAGAGGAGCCAUUUCCAGACUCUGAGGGGUGUGUUGUGCUUGCCCGUGAUCGGUUCUGCUGCUCCUCAGGAUGGCCCACCUGGUUCUGUGUGAGCCCACAGAGCUGUACAACAUCUUGAAUCAGGUCACCAAGCUGUCCAGAUUAAUCGAGCCCAAUUAUCUCUGCUUGUUGGACGUGCGCCCCAAACGGGAGUAUGAUGAAAGCCACGUGAUUACAGCCCACAGAGUGAAGAAGAGUGGAGACAGGUAUCUGAUCCCAGAGUCCGUGGAUCUGGAGUGUGUGCGAUACUGCGUGGUGUAUGACAGCAAUACCUCCUCCCUGAAGGCCAAGCCCAAAGCUCGUGACAGUGCCGAGAAGUGGGAGGAAGAGGAGGAGGUGGAGAAGGAGGAAGAAGUGAAGGAGGAGGAAGAGGAGGAGGAGAAGGAGGAGGAGGAGAAGGAGGAGGGAGAGAAGGAGGAGGGAGAGGAGGAAGGAGCGGAGAACAUCAGACAAGACUUGGCAUUCGGAGAUGCUGUUCAGUGUGGCAGGAGCCUGAGCCACCUCACUCGCCACCCAGUCCAGAUCCUGAAAGGGGGAUACCAGCGCUUCUCGGCCAUGUACCACUUCCUCCGUACACAGAAGGUGAUCUGGAUGCCACAGGAACUGGAUGCAUUCAUGCCCUACCCUGUUGAGAUAGUACCUGGCAAGAUCUACAUGGGCGAUUUCAAGCAAGCCUGUGACCCCAAAGUGCAGAAAAACCUGAAAAUCAAAGCGCAUGUCAACGUCUGCAUGGAGACAGGGCCAUUUUUUGAAGGCGAUGCUGACAGACUGCUGCACAUCCGGAUACAGGAUUCCCCGGAAGCCAACAUCCUCCCCUUCCUGCGGCAUGCCUGUCACUUCCUUGGGCCGAGAAUGGAAUUUUGGCCCAGACACACCCUCCUCUGCUCAGGAACUGGACUCUCCCUCCCCUCGAUGAGCUGAGCUUCAGACUUCCCAAGUGUUCCCCUGAGGGGCGGCAGAGCCCUAUGACCCACUCUGAUCCCUGCAGGGGGUAUCUGACAUAUGCUGGCCCUCUGUAGCUGUCCAUCAUCUGUGCUUUUUCUACCAAUACUUAGCAAGGCUGGCCUCACUUCACACAAAGAUAAGAUCUUAUCUCAUCCAUAGAAAAGAUCUUUUCUCUCUGGUCCUGUCGCAGAGUGUGCUGGCUAAGGAUCUAAGGAUCCCCACCUCCACCCCACCAUGCUGUCUCCUGGCCUCUGGGGCUGUUGCUCAAGCCACCCCUGGACUAAGCAGUCUGCCGCACCCGCCUGCUGAGGGGGUGCUGUGGCUUGGAUAACAGGCCCAGGCCCCUAGGGCCAGUGAGUGACGGCCCCAGGCCGUGGCCGUGCUGCCUCUGCCAGCAUCCAGGUGCCCUUGGGGAUCCAGCCCCUCAUUCCCACCCAGGAAGAUCACCUGGAGGCAAACCUUCUGGGGGCUGGAAGCCUGAGCUGGGUAGAGGGGACCAUCAGCCAAUCCCAGGCUUCCCACUGGCCGGCGACAAAACAGGGUCUCAGAGCUGGCACAUGGCUGGCCUGGGACCUGCCAAAGCUGGCCAUCCCACGGGGACCUAGACCCUGGGGAAGAGGGCCUGCCAUGCGUGACACCCUCCUCCCCCUUCC
Erinaceus europaeus (western European hedgehog) is the source of this 1758-nucleotide messenger RNA. RefSeq names its product serine/threonine/tyrosine interacting like 1 (gene STYXL1). The record is from RefSeq and is a predicted model, not a curated record. Gene Ontology annotation, cellular component: mitochondrion. Lineage: Eukaryota; Metazoa; Chordata; Mammalia; Eulipotyphla; Erinaceidae. The coding region runs from base 191 to 1081 and encodes 296 amino acids. Gene Ontology annotation, biological process: positive regulation of intrinsic apoptotic signaling pathway; protein dephosphorylation; negative regulation of cytoplasmic stress granule assembly. Gene Ontology annotation, molecular function: protein phosphatase inhibitor activity; protein phosphatase binding; pseudophosphatase activity. The transcript is spliced from 8 exons.